Aegilops tauschii subsp. strangulata is the source of this 2918-nucleotide messenger RNA. RefSeq names its product E3 ubiquitin-protein ligase RMA1H1. Gene Ontology annotation, molecular function: ubiquitin protein ligase activity; metal ion binding. Gene Ontology annotation, biological process: ubiquitin-dependent protein catabolic process. The record is from RefSeq and is a predicted model, not a curated record. Lineage: Eukaryota; Viridiplantae; Streptophyta; Magnoliopsida; Poales; Poaceae. Gene Ontology annotation, cellular component: endoplasmic reticulum.
AGUCUCUUCGUUUAUCCACUGCAACUACUACAGGGGCAGCCUACUUUGCUGUUUCCGCUUGCUUUUCUCUCUCUUUUGUUUUUUUGUUCCUUUUUUCAUGCUUGAGCACUAGUGAGAGUGAGAGCACUCGUGACGUGUGCUGGUACCAGCAACGGCCUGACGUUUUCUGGCCAACUUUUCCGUGUAUGUCGCAGGAUCUAACAAGGGAGAAGGAACCGAACGGACAAAAUUCUCGGCAGGAUCAGAUUCAGAGCACAGCACCCACCGCCACCGGAGGGAAACAAAGCAGAGCAACCGCUCUCUGCUCCUGCUCGGCUGCUCCCCUUGACAAUGACGAGUACCGUCGCCACCUCCCAGCACAGGAAGCCGGCGACUUCCCGCUUUGGUUAGGCCUGCCGUCCACGCCCCGGCGACUCAUUUUUCUUCGUUCCGUUGGUAUGUGUAUGUCCCACAGCUGCUGGUGAUGUCGACGGCGCGUUCGUCGCCUCCACAAGUCAUCUCUCGCUCCCCGCCUAUAUAUACGCUGCCGCUCCGGUUCCCGUCCCACAAGACUCAUCCCGUGUCCCGUCCUUCGCGCGGAGCCCCGAGAGAGGACGGGAGGGGGAAGGUCGGCCGUGCGCGUGCUGCUAUCGCAGGUUGAUUCAUGAGGGUGUGACGUUGCAGCUUUACUCUUCUUGAUUCGGCCCCUUCUUAAAUUACAAUAAUAGCUUUGAUAAGUGGUUUCUCUGUUCUUGGCUCAGGGGUCUCUGGGUUCAGUCUAGGCCGCUAGGCUUGUUUCUUUCAUAGCUCUACCCGGUUUUAAUUUUUGCUAGAUCAAUCUGCACUGUUAUUAUCUUCAACAACCAGAUUGUGUUGGUCUUCCUUCCAAUUGAUGUGGGAAUUUCUGGUCUCCAAGAGCAAAUGAAUGCUCAGAUAACAUCAUUUCAACGAUAUAACUGCAUAUGGUUUAAUAAUUUGGGUGCCAUUAGCCAUUAAGAGAGUCCAUGACUACUGUCAGAUCAUAAUAUUGCACACUGUUCAUCAUCUCUGUACCUGAUGAUGCCAACAGCGUUCUUAAUAGCCACAGAUGUUUAGUCCAACAACUGCAUAAGAAGGACGUGCCUGGAGGUCUACUAAGUCAAAAGUUGUUGGCUGAAUUAUAUAUCCUUGUUAUCAAGCCUAUCAACCAUUACCUUCCCUUUGUUUAUUGUUCUUGUCUUCUCAAAGAUCACUAGAUAUGCUUGCAGCCGAGCGCUUUGUUGUGUUCAGUCCCGUUGAGUAUAUACCGCCAAAGCUUUGAGUUGUGCAAGGAAUUCAUGCGCAACUCAGUCUCUGAAAAUUGUUAAAGCACUGAUUGCCAUUUUAGCAAUAAUCAUUAUGAUAGGCUUGCAUCCUCCUUCCUACCAUUCGCUGUGUGGUCAAUUCUGUCUCCUUGGUCUUGUCUUGUCUUAAAGAAAACAAGGAUAACAUCAGGUCGGUGUUUCAGUGAUCUGGCGACCUUAUCCAAAGCCAUUGUCUAGGAGCUAGGACGCACGUUAAUUCGCUUGAGAAGCAGGUUAGGGAAAUGCCAAAAAUAAUUAGUGAAAAGGCUUAUGUAGUAGUAGUACUACUAGUAUAAAUAAUGACACAAGAGGCAUCCUGCCAAGGUCAGUCACAUAGUGCAUUACGUAACGUUUUCUACUCCUUGUCUGAAGUAGUAGUAGUACCUUGUUUAGCACGGGACCCUCUUAGGUUUGGCUAGGCUGAUUACGACACAACAAUAUCCUGAAAAUUCUCUGGGCCAAGCAACCCCAUGGUUCCCUUUCUUACAGUUGUAGCAUGUGUCCCUUUCGGAUCUUGGUGACACUGCCCACCUUGUCACGACGGCGUCCACACAUGAACCCGGACGGCACCGCGCGCCACAAAUCUGCAAUUUUGCGUGGCUUGCUCCGUCCCUCUCGUUAGUUGUCCUGCCCUAGUCGGAUUGAUGAUAAUCUCACUACGGUUUGAUCAAGAUGUCUACCUUGAAUUAUUGAUUGCGCCGUGAACUGUCGAAGGUGCAAGAGCAGGAUGAAUCAGGUUAGCGAGGAGCCUAGGGAUGAUCCGUCCAAGAGAGUGAGCGGGGGCGCGCCGGCGGCGGCCCGCGCCGGCUGCUUCGACUGCAACAUCUGCCUGGACUUCGCGGUGGAGCCGGUGGUCACCCUCUGCGGCCAUCUCUACUGCUGGCCUUGCAUUUACGAGUGGCUGCGCCGCGACGCCGGCGGCGGCACCAUCUCGACGGCAGGGCGGCCGUGCCCCGUGUGCAAGGCCGCGCUCACGCUGGACUCGCUCGUGCCGCUCUACGGCCGUGGCGGCAGCCGGUCCAGCAAGUCACGGCUCCACCCGGCCCUUCCGCGCCGGCCGACCGUGCACCGGGGAGCCGUCGAGCAACAGAGAGCGCAAACCAGCGGUGGCAGUGGCCGCCGGCACGUGAGCACGGAACCCGAUUCGCCAACUCGUUCAUCCCGUCACGCGCAUGUCGGUGCCGCGCAGUUCGACAUCAUGUACCCUCCUCCGGCCCUGGGGCGCGGCAUGAACGCGAUGAACUCGACGGCCGGCGGGGUGCUCGGAGGGAUGGCCCUGGCGUUGCUCCCCUGGGUGUUCGGUGGCCAGGCGCCGGCGCCGAGCUACCCCCUGGGCGAGCUGCAAAACCUGAGCCCUAGGCUGAGGCGGCAGCACAUGGAGGUGGAGAGGUCUUUGCAUCAGUUAUUGUUCUUCCUCUUUGUGUUCGUAGUGCUGUGCCUGCUCUUGUUCUGAUCUCCCGGAGCACAUUCGUGCAACUUCUGUACAGAUAGCGUGUCGUGUACAUAGUACAACUCUUAAAAAAGAGGUCAUGUGUUAGCACUAUUAACCAAAUGUCCAGCCUACCUGCUGUUGUGACAAGUUCGAUCAUACAUGAACAAACAACUCCUGUAGUGUCA